AUGGACCUGCCCAUCUCGGGCGCGGACGCCUAUUAUGGUCGCGGGCAUGGAGAGCCACGCAAGCCAAACUUCAAGCGGAUAGCUGUCGCCGUCUCCCUGGCCCUGGGCACCAUCGGCAUGCUUUAUAAGCCAGCUUUCCAGCACUAUCAGCGAAUCGCCAACGAUUGCUCCAAGACUCUCACGGUCGAUAAGAGGGCGCAGAGAGUUCUCACGACAACUCCCCUGAUUGAUGGACACGUCGACUUCGCCGUCUUCCUCCGCGGCGUUUUUGAUAACCACAUCGAGAGCGAUGAUUUUGCCGGCGCGUUUGAAAAUGGAACGCUCAGCGGCCACCUUGACCUCGCGCGGCUAAGAACUGGUCGCUCGGGUGGUGCGUUCUGGAGCGUCUUCGCUCCAUGCCCAGACAAUGGAACGGACUUUUCGGAUGAGAAUUAUGCUGCCAGUCUUCAGUUCACGUUGCAGGCAAUCGAUACCAUGAAGAGGCUCUUCGCGGCUUACCCCGAAGACUUUGCCCAUGAUGUCGACGGCGCCGAUGCCUUCAAGGCCUUCCGAAGAGGAAAGCUGGUUUCGCCCCUGGGCGUGGAGGGUCUGCACCAGAUCGCCAACCAGCCUAGCAACCUGCGCCUGUUUCGCGAUCUUGGUGUGAGAUACGCAACGUUGACACACAACUGCCACAACAAGUAUGCGGAUGCCGCUCUGCAGAGCAAUCCAUUCAAGAAGGCAACCCCAGUUUGGGGCGGCGUCAGCCCCGACGGACGAAAAUUGGUCCACGAGAUGAAUCGCAUUGGCAUGAUUGUCGAUCUUUCUCAUGUCAGCGAGGAUACAAUGAUUGAUACCCUCGGCGGAAAAGAUGACUGGGAAGGAUCCAAAGCACCCGUCAUCUUCUCGCACAGCUCGGCCUUUAGCAUCUGCCCUCACCCGCGCAACGUCAAAGACCAUGUCCUGCAGCUGGUGAAGAAGCGCAAUUCCGUGGUGUUGGUCAACAUUUACCCUGGAUUCAUCUCCUGCUUCGACGAAGGCAACGAGAAUGGCGUUCCUACUGAAGACACUGAGAACGCUACGCUGGAAAAGGUCGCCGAUCACAUUACAUAUAUCGGAGAUCUCAUCGGCUAUGAUCACGUUGGCAUUGGGUCCGACUUUGAUGGAAUUGACAGGGUGCCUGAAGGACUCGAGGACGUUACCAAAUAUCCCGCUCUGAUCGCUGAGCUCUUGCGACGAGGAGUCAGCGAGGCAGACGCCGCAAAGGUUGUCGGUGGAAAUGUCAUUCGGGUCUGGAAGGAAGUGGAUGCAGUAUCAGCCCAGAUGAAAGCUGACGGCGCCCCAAUCUUGGAAGAUGAAUUCUAG
Molecule: messenger RNA, 1344 nt
Organism: Trichoderma atroviride IMI 206040
Lineage: Eukaryota; Fungi; Ascomycota; Sordariomycetes; Hypocreales; Hypocreaceae
Biological process (GO): proteolysis
Molecular function (GO): metallodipeptidase activity
Source: RefSeq, a predicted model, not a curated record